This is a messenger RNA of Saccostrea cuccullata (small rock oyster), 945 nucleotides long. RefSeq lists its product as uncharacterized. Bases 361 to 945 code for a protein of 194 amino acids. NCBI's taxonomy places the organism in Eukaryota, Metazoa, Mollusca, Bivalvia, Ostreida, Ostreidae. The record is from RefSeq and is a predicted model, not a curated record. Gene Ontology annotation, molecular function: protein binding. The transcript has 2 exons.
UAAACUAUACAUUAUUAAGUAUCUUUUUUGCUAUAUUUUUAUUGUGCAAAUGUACUAAACUAUUAAUAAAAACAAAAUGUAAUUUUUUUUUGUAAAUACACAUCGUUGCCAAUAGUAAUACAUUUUAAAUGCUUGGCAAAAGCACUUUUUAUACCCUAAGUCGGGGAUUUAAAACCUACCAUUACAGAUCAAGUUUCCUCCAUGGCUGAGGGAAUGCAGAAUGACAACCCCGUAAUAAAUUUUUGCAUACGAGCAUAAAAAAGUCUGCAACAUUUUAAAACCUGUAAUGGACGAGAGGAUUGUGCACGGGAUUGCAGGAUUUUUAUAGCAUUUGUUUUUGCAGCAGUAUAUGUUCAAGAAAUGAGACUGAAUGAUCUUGAUAAUGAAGUAACAAAAUGUGACCGAGAACUGUUUUUAGUCAAGCAGAAAUGGGAAAAUUUAGAAACGAAAGUACAGAAAGAUUGUAAGGAAUCCACGGAAUUGUCAACUAAACUGACCGACUAUAUACAAACUUUAGCCAACAGCACGCGUGGUGCACACAAAAAGCCUGUGGUUGCAUUCACUGCAAAGCUCUCAAAGGAUACAGGAAUUAGUGGCCACGAGAUUGUCGUGUAUGAUAACGUGUUAACAAAUUGGGGUGGAGCUUAUAAUUCACAAACCGGAAUAUUCACCGCCCCCUAUGACGGCCUCUACACCAUAUCGUGUACACUAAUGAGUCAUCCAUCCAAUUCUGUCAAUUUGAAUAUUAUCAAAAAUGGGAAGAAGAUAUCUAUGUUAUACUCUGCUUCAAAUACAUAUCCUCUGGCAGGACAAACCGUCCACCUGAUACUUAAUAAAAAGGACAGAGUCUGGAUACAGAAUCCUCACCCGCAGACGGCAAUGCUCCACGACCACGACUCAUAUAACCUGUUCUCUGGACUUCUAGUCACAAACCUCUUAAAUUGA